Amoebophrya sp. A25 is the source of this 434-nucleotide messenger RNA. NCBI's taxonomy places the organism in Eukaryota, Dinophyceae, Syndiniales, Amoebophryaceae. The record is from the annotation of a GenBank genome assembly.
GCAAUUUGAUUAAAGUUGCUGACUCCUACUAAUAGGCACUCGAAUGAUAAGUGAGCAUUUCUAUUUAUUCAGAAUUCAACUCUCUUGAAGAUGAUAUCAAAAAUUAUGCAACUACAGAAGGGAGACGCGUUACUCGAUAAGCCCAAGGUAAGACGAUUUAAUAAAAGGAUUUGCCUGGUUAUCCGUGGCAAAACUACAAGCCCAUCCACUUAGUUACACUUUAGAUCAAAUCCAAUUCCUAUGUUGCCAUGUCCGUCGAAGAUGUGAUGGAUCUUGAAUAGCAGAAAGACCCAUAACAACAAACUUCACGAGACGAAGUAGCGGGUUGAUCGAGCAACUUUCUAUGUUUUCUAUCCUCGCAAGUGAGUACAAGGCUGGCCGGCUAGAUCUACAGCUACAUCCGUGAGUGCCCGUUUCUUGUGUCAGUAUCUGAC